Molecule: messenger RNA, 1514 nt
Organism: Acomys russatus (golden spiny mouse)
Lineage: Eukaryota; Metazoa; Chordata; Mammalia; Rodentia; Muridae
Gene: Lipg
Product: lipase G, endothelial type
Exons: 9
Coding region: 18-1499 (493 amino acids)
Biological process (GO): lipid metabolic process
Molecular function (GO): lipoprotein lipase activity; protein binding
Source: RefSeq, a predicted model, not a curated record
GGGCGUGUCAGGGAAGGAUGCAAAGCCGUGCUCUUCUCAGCUUCUGGACAGUCUAUUGUUGCUUCUCGGCGGGAAGUCUCACAACCUUACCUCCCCAGAGAUCGCUGCGAGAUGAACAUCAUAAACCCUCUGGAGUGCUGGCUGCUGUCAAACCCUCGGUGGCUUUUAACAUCCGCACUUCUAAGGACCCAGAGCACGAAGGGUGUAAUCUCUCCCUUGGUGACAACCAACUCUUGGAAGACUGUGGCUUCAACAUGACAGCCAAAACCUUUUUCAUCAUUCAUGGAUGGACGAUGAGUGGUAUGUUUGAAAGCUGGAUGUAUAAACUUGUAUCAGCCCUGCAGACAAGAGAGGAAGACGCUAACGUAGUGGUGGUUGACUGGCUGCCCCUGGCUCACCAGCUAUACACAGAUGCAGUCAAUAACACCAGAGUGGUGGGGCAGAGAGUAGCUGGAAUGCUUGACUGGUUGCAGGAGAAGGAGGAUUUUUCUCUUGGGAAUGUUCACUUGAUUGGCUACAGUCUUGGAGCGCACGUGGCUGGAUAUGCUGGCAACUUUGUGAAAGGCACAGUGGGCAGAAUCACUGGUCUGGAUCCCGCAGGACCCAUGUUUGAAGGUGUGGACAUCAACCGGCGGCUCUCCCCGGAUGAUGCAGACUUUGUGGAUGUCCUGCACACCUACACACUCUCCUUCGGCCUGAGCAUCGGAAUUCGGAUGCCCGUGGGUCACAUUGACAUCUAUCCCAAUGGUGGCGACUUCCAGCCAGGCUGUGGAUACAACGAUAUCUUGGGCUCUAUUGCGUUAGGAACAAUCACAGAGGUGAUGAAAUGUGAGCACGAGCGAGCUGUACACCUCUUUGUUGAUUCUCUGGUGAAUCAGGACAAGCCAAGCUUUGCUUUCCAGUGCACCGACUCCAGCCGCUUCAAAAGGGGCAUCUGCCUCAGCUGCCGGAAGAACCGCUGUAAUAGCAUUGGCUACAAUGCUAAGAAAAUCAGAAAGAAGAGGAAUAGCAAAAUGUACUUAAAAACCCGGGCUGGCAUGCCUUUCAGAGUUUACCAUUAUCAGCUAAAAGUCCACAUCUUCAGUUACAAGAAUGUGGGAGACAUCCAGCCCACCCUCUACGUUACCCUGUACGGCAGUAACGGAGACUCCCAGAACCUGCCCUUGGAAGUAGUGGAGAAGAUUGGGUUGAAUGCCACCAACACCUUUCUGGUCUACACCGAGGAGGACUUGGGCGAUCUCCUGAAGAUCAGACUUGCCUGGGAGGCGAUAUCUCAUUCCUGGUACAACCUGUGGAAUGAGUUUCGCAGCUACUUGUCUCAACCCAGCAACCCGUCUCGGGAGCUGCACAUCCGACAAAUUCGUGUCAAGUCUGGGGAAACGCAGCGAAAAGUGACAUUUUGUGCUCAAGACCCUAAGAAGACUGGCAUCUCCCCGGGACAAGAGCUGUGGUUUCACAAGUGUCGGGAUGGCUGGGGAAUAAAAGCCAAAACCAGGUAACUAGCACUCGCUGCA